AUUUGGAGCGGCGCUGCGGACAAGUGUUAUGCACAAAACACACUUCGAGAAUUUGAAUAUCUUGUUUUUUUUUUUUUCAACUUAACGACGAUACGAUGACGUGAACGAUGAACGGAGACGGCGAUUUUGAUAAGUUCUCUCUGCGGUCGCCUUAGGACACCGAAGAGAGCCGAGCACCGACAUGACGAUGACGACCACAGGUGGACAAUGACAGCAACAUCGUCAGCAGGUGCGAGCCCUGUGCCCCUUUGUCUCCGCGGACCUCUCUGCCCUUCGACCGGCACCUGCAAGCUGACGGCAGUAGGGAGUGCAGUGUUGGGACGAAGGGGGUGAACUACCGGAACCCCUCUCAUCGGCGUUUUUCGCUUUAAAACUCCAGGAACGGAAUGCUACAGUCUCGAAAAAACUGACAGCUGGGGAAUUCGAGAAUGUUACGCGCGAGGCGUUGACAACGCAGAAGUGCGUAAGCGACCUCGAAAGGUGCGAGACUUGUCGCCGCCAUUAACGUGCCCCGCCCACACGGACCACAUCCUUUCGUCAUCGAAGGCACCGUGCUCGAGAGACGACUCGAUAGCCGUCACAAGUGCGCUUCUGUCAACGCACAGCACUAACGAGUUGACGAGACCGACGUCUUCAGUCUUCAUAUGCCUCUUGUGAAGAGUUCACACUGACCGGUCAUGCUGCUCCGAUUAUCAGUUUUGCUAGCGACUUGCGCGUUGGCGAUGACGGCGGAACAAACCGAGGACAACCCCUUCCCCUCAUGGCUGAUUGAGCUCGGCAGUCACAUCAACGAAGCCGACACGGCCAUCGUGAGCACCCGAAAGCCACGCGUCACGGGCAAAGUGAGGGGCGGCACUGCCUGCCUCAACACCGAAGAGUGCGGCAUUGGCAAGUGCUGCCUGCGGCGGUCCAAGGACCCUCGCCGUCGCUGCAAACGUUUUCAGCGCGCGGGCGAGCGCUGCACAGAUGAGCAGAUGAUGGGCGGCUACUACUACGGUCACUGUCCCUGCAAUAAGCGCUCCAUUUGCAUGGCCGUCAACGGUGUCCUCAAAUGCGUCAGGAAGGAAAUGGUACAGCCCACUUCCCCGGGACCUCGACGGCCGGUUGCACCGCCGGACGACGGGGGCAAAGAAAGCAAGGAAAGCGACGAGUUUCCGAAGCGCCUCGCGCCCCCACCGAAAAGACCCAACUUCAACGAAACCAAGCACGAGUUUCCGGAAAUACCGGAGUUCUUCAAAACUUUCGGCGCGUCAGAUGUUCCCGGACCGGCCACCGUUCCACCCGGAGAAGGCGGAGAAGCCGGAGGAGAGGAAGGUGGAGAGGAGGGCGGGGAAGAAGAGGGGCUACCGAAUGGUGCUGAAGACCUGCCUGAAGAUAUUAGCCCUGCGCGAGGAGGCGGGGCAGGACAGGAGGAACCCCCAGAGCCGCCUGAAAAUUCGAACGAAGGAGGUAUUGAAGCGCCUCCUGGCGGUGCAGGGGGCGGCGGAAUUACGGAGCAGCCUAUAUCUAAACCGGCGCGUCCUGGCUUACCGCGUAUGGAGCUGGUGGGGCUCCCAGGUUCAAAUUCAGUACCUAGUUUGCCACCCCCUCCUACGCUAACCUUUGGAAGCGGAGAGCACGGCAGCGGCGUAGGGGGACUCGGUCUGUCAAAUUCUGCAACUUCACUGUCACGGCCCGCCGGUCCUGGUGUGCCGGGAUUUCCUGCAGGACAGCCCGCAAGACUUGGAGCCGGAUAUCGGGGGCUGCCCCCAAUGCCCUCCAGUAACAGGAGGACAGGCUAACUUUUUGGCUCGUAACGGCUUUUCAGUUGCGCAAGUGUUACCGCCUCCCCAGGCACCUUACUCAACCGCAUCCUCCACCACCGUCUCGCAUGCUUUAGGCACCUCAACAGCUUGCGGCGUCCAGCCUCGGAAGAGAAGACGGUGGCUUUAUGCUCCGAGAAAUCAGUAUAAAUCAAAUUACACGAAGAAAUCUCGAAUGCACGCUGACCCAGUGGGAUUUACUGCUCUCCAGAUAGAUAUGCUCCGGCUCUUCCGGCUAAAGUCGAACUGGUUUUCAUUGUCCUGAAGACCCAUUACUCGCUCAAGUUUGCAUCACUCUUUUGCGGAGAGAGGGAGGAUACAAAAAAAAAGGAAAAUGAUUUACAAUGUGUUGUUGCACUUAGGUUCUCAUUUCGGUCACUUACCACAGUGACAAGGUUGUAUCGUGGAACCAACCACUGUGCUUCUUUCAGUUCUUCCCAUAAUUUAUAUACGCGAUAAACCGCCGCUACUGAAAUCCUUGUGAACACUCUCUUCGGGAAUAUUUUUCAAACUUAUGACAACAAUAAAUCCGCACUUUCCCUCCUUCCGCUGAUAACUUUAGAAGCCUCCGGCGGCACUAAACGCAGCACUGAGUAUUGUAGCGACGACAUUUUCUUCGUGUUUAGCUGAAUGCUACGAUGUGACAGAAGUCAACCGGAUCUGCUAGAAGCUGUCGCGCGGACUUCAAUCUAAAAAGCGUAUUGUUUCCUUUAUUUUCGUGACCCGUAUCCCACUAGGUCCGCAACGCGGUAAAGUAAGAUCGCAGAUUCUGUCACUGUUGCUCUCUCUGAUUCUAACUGCCGAGGUGUAGAUAGAUUUUUUUCUUAAUGCUGGACGACGUACUGCGUGUAGUGCCUAAUGCGUGAGCGUUUACUAUAUUGCGUCAGUAUGACUUGACGAUCGUGAUCUCUUCGCGUCUGACCGCGUCUUAUGUAAUGCCAGCAUGAAUUCAAGCGUGAACAAGUCGAAAACGACUUUAGACUUCGCUGUUGCGUUUUCAGGUUCGCCUGCGUUUGUAACAUUGGCCUGAUUCAGUUUCCAAAGCAUACGUCUAGCACCACUCCGUUGUUAGAAACCAACUACACAUGGCGACUUGCAAGUCGCACAUCCAUAUAGUUACGCUUAACAAGUACCUGUACUUGAAAAAGCGCGAAGUGUUUGCAUAAAAUAGAAGUGGAGCACAGCCAGAGUGCUGCGUCUGUCCUCUACUACUAUUUUUCUGAAAGCACUUCGCGCUGUUUCAAGUAUAAAGAUCGAAACACCCAUAACACACCCUACCACACGGCAAUGAGAGGCAGCGCUGUCCAGCUCCGACUCGACGGACCAGCUCAACCUGGUCAACCGAGCGAGAAGGGCAGCUAAGGUCGCUGGACUCCUGGACUGAGGGGACCACCCACUGCAGAGCGGAGGAGCUACCUACGCUCGCGUGCUCUUUUGCAUAAAGUUUAUUCUCCUCUCUCUGUCGAAGGUGAACGAACCAGCUCACGUCAAGAUGUUGCGUAACCGGCCCUCUGAUCACAUUUUUUUUUUGUUCGCGUUUCAAUUUAUGCUGACAGUACGCUCAAUCUAAACUGAAGGAGUGUUUUGGCAAACAACAAUAAAUUGAUUACAUCGGA
Dermacentor silvarum is the source of this 3418-nucleotide messenger RNA. RefSeq names its product collagen alpha-1(I) chain. The transcript has 3 exons. Bases 678 to 1781 code for a protein of 367 amino acids. Lineage: Eukaryota; Metazoa; Arthropoda; Arachnida; Ixodida; Ixodidae. The record is from RefSeq and is a predicted model, not a curated record.